UCUCCUUACACACACACAUUUGAGAUGGAGUCGGACUCACAGAUGGAGGAUCUGAUGGAGCGUGGUGAGGAUGAAGGAGCUCGACAGACAGACAGUUACAACAAUGAGUCUCUGCUCGCACCCGACUCCGAUUUCAUCCUCGAUGAUCAGAGCUGUCAUGUGAGCGGUCUGGAGGUGUGUGAUCGUCUGACGUUCCUGGAACAGCGUGUUCAGAUGCAGGAGGAUGAGAUCCAGUUGUUGAAGAUGACGAUGGCUGAUGUGCUGAAGAGACUGAACAUCUCAGAGGAGCAAACAGCAGCGCUCACCAAGAGAACUACAAAUAAAGUGGCUCGUCCGGCUUGUCUGGCACUUCCUGCUAAAGCAGCGAACAGCGGCACUGCAGCUUCAUCAUCACUGAGGAAGAUCUCCAGCUCCACACUGCCCUCUUCAUCAUCAGUGAAGAACUACAGCCCCUCACCGGCCAGCAAGAGAGCUGGCAGUGCUAAAGACAAUCCGAGUGCUUCAGUGAGUGGUAAAACUCGGACGACUACCAACACAACUACCUGCAAAAAACUAGAGAUCAAACCAAAGGAAGCAAGCUCAAGCAUCAUAGGCACAAGACGUGUGACUCACUGCAAAGUGACUAUGCAGAUCUAUCUGAGCCGUCUGUCAAGAAGGACUGGAUCUACUGAUCCAGCGCUCUUCACGACCCUGCAGCCCAGCACGUUUCCCCCAGCGAGCGGACCGCCUGCAGCGGACACAGAGAAGAGUAAAGCAGUAGAAGGGAGAAACGCUGCGUUUACUGUCCUCCUGCAGAAGAGUCCCUGUCAAACACCUGUCUCACCCCUCCAGACCCCAAACUACAAGAGUCCCAUCAAAUCACCCAGUCGGUACUUCCAGAUCUGUUACUGAACACGUCAAGAGUUUCACCACAAAACAUUCGGCUUGUUUAAAGUAAAUGCAUGAUGUAGAAUGGAGUUGAUUAGUAUUCAUUAGUUGCUCAUUGUCUGGAGAGAGAAGAAUGAUUUUUGGGGCCAAUAAAUUUGAAUUCAUAAUAAAAAAAUAAAAUAAAAAAAAUAGUCAAAAUAAUGCGAUGGUCAAUUUUCUAUAUACAUACAUAAAACAAUUGCGAUCGAGUGUAAAUGUAAAAAAAUGUUCAGAGAUGUUCAGACACACGUGUCUGAGUAUAGGACUACAUGAAAACCUUUAAAAAGAACCCCUAUGUUUUCAUUUAGGGAGACUGGGGCUAGUUGUCACAUGGGGAGGUUGUCACAAGGUCUUAGUAACGAUGAGAUUUGGAGUCAAGAGUCCAAUUACACAAAUGUGUGCUUUCUCGAAGAGAGAGGUUUUGUAUAUUGGUUUCAAUCAACUAGUGCUUAAAUCAGAUCAUUUUUGGGAAUUCUUGCCUCUAAAGUAAAAUUUCACUCUCAUAUUUUUAUUAUAGCUCUUGAGUAAAAAGCUGACAUAAUUAUACAACACUAGCAUUCAUUAAGAUAAGAGUCAACUAUAUUAUGAAGACCAAAAGGUUUAAAUGUGUUGUUAGGACAAAGGUAUUUUUCAUGAAAGUCACGUCGGGGCAUGUUGUCACAUUUUUUAUCGAGGCAGAUUUGUCAAAUUUGUUUUGAAUGUCAUUAAUAUAUCCAAUUUAUUUGAUGAAAUGUAUUUAAUUUAAUACAAUAUUUGUUGGCCAAAACAAUGUUUUGAUAUUUUAGUUAUCUUUAUUAUUUGUGUUCUUUCAUGAAUCAGUUUGAGCUUCAUAAUUAUUUUAAUUCAUACAUUUUGCUGGUGUAAUGCAGGCGUACAUUGUGUUUCUGUUCACAUGAUACCUACACCACUGGUUUAAUUCAGGUUCCAUUGUGACAACUUUCCCCAUGUGUGGAUUAUUUUCCUGGGCAGGAAGGGUGAACAUGUGCAUUAGCUUUUUUGUAGCCAAGACUUUAAGGUUUGUCUAUGCAGAUGUUGACUUUCAAAAAUAAACCCACCCUGAGAAAAAUUUACUGGAAUAAAGUGUGUGACAACUAGCCCCAGUCUCCUAUAUUUUAUGUGUACAUGGAAAUCUCAGAAAGCCCAUAAUAUGCACUCCAUUAAUUCAUGAUUGCCAUCUGCUGCCCAAUGAGCUGAAUUUUGCUGUUCAACUGCAACACCCUGUUUGGCCCAAAAACUAUUGAUCUUUCAUGAAAUAAGAUGACGUUGAGAAAUCUGAAGCUGAUUGACAUCUGAACACAGUAAGAGAUCUUCAGUGUCCUGUGCUGCAGUCUGACUGUGUUCUUGGAGGUUUAGAGAUGUUAUGGUUGGCAGCAUAUAAACACUUUCCUGAUGAAUCAGCUUUUGAAUUGUGUUCAUUGGGUACAUUUACUUGUAAACAUUCAUUCACUUACAGUCAACUAUUUGAGGAGAAGCAUUGGAAAAUCCAGCAAACCUUCUCUAAAACAACAUGCAUCCAUCAACCCAUCAGUUCAGUGUUUAUUCUGAUAAGCCAAUAGAAUCUCAUCACAUCUGAUACUCUCAACCAAACCACUUCUUCUAAAGAUGGGCAUCUGUGCAUGAAGGUGGCAUUUAAAUUCAUGCCAAUUUAAGUAGCAGUGACUGUGGUUGCUUGGUUGGCACGCCAGGGCUGGUACUAGGAUGCGAUCUUUGGUGUGGCCAUGUGGUACACUGAAGUUUAAUACUUAAUUUAAGGGGUUUGUUUAACCCUUGGUUACU
Myxocyprinus asiaticus (Chinese sucker) is the source of this 2682-nucleotide messenger RNA. Its product is annotated as echinoderm microtubule-associated protein-like 1. NCBI's taxonomy places the organism in Eukaryota, Metazoa, Chordata, Actinopteri, Cypriniformes, Catostomidae. The record is from RefSeq and is a predicted model, not a curated record. The transcript is spliced from 7 exons. Bases 25 to 891 code for a protein of 288 amino acids.